CCACCUUCCCUUUUGUAUCAUGUCCGUGGAAAGUCUCGUGGCCAACGACGGCGCCAUGUCCACAGGCGAUACAGUCGUCGUAAGUGAGACCACGACCGCUGGCACGACAGAUGGGGACUCUCGCAGCCGGAACGCCCCAGUGAAGGGGAGCAGAAGAUUGAUCCAACCCAGUAUCCGCAAACCCGCGGCGAAGAUUACCAAGAAGAAGCAGACGAAGAAGGCCCCUCCCCGUGGUUCGGUGCGUCACUUCCCGUGCCGGCCCUGCGUCACCCGCGCCACAAGGGCUCCCGGCCAUGAAUGUGCCUCUCAAGACAGUAUGCUUGGUUUCCCAAGGCCGUACACCUCCUACGCUGACAUGCACGGAGUAGAUACAGGUGCUGCGUGCUGGGACUGUGCAAAGACCGGCCACACAUGCAGGCCGGUCCCCACUGCGGCUCAUGCUGCUGUGCGUGCCUUUUGGGACCUGAACCGGCAGUUCAGUGGCGUGAAUGACGAUCCGGAUGAUGCCUGGCGCGCUGCUGCGCUGCGCGCCGCACAGCAGUUACGAGCUUGCGGUAGUGGUGCGGCUCCUCCUGCCGCUCCAGUACCAGCUCCUGCUUUGGAUUCGUUUGGGGAGGUAUUAGAGAAGAGUCUCGAGGAGAGAAAGGUUAUAGCGUUGGAGGCCAUCGCCGGAGCUGCUCGGCUCUGGGUUCAGCUCAUUCAGCAAGGCGAAGACGAUGAAGAGGAGGAUGAGGAUAAUUGAGAAGGGGCAUAAAGCUUAAUGCCGCUUUGAACAGAAUAGAAAUGCAAUCUGCUGGUCCGCUGCGGGCUCGCUGCGGCGACUGUAUCUUCCCUGUCACUCGCAAAAAUCAAGAAAUUCAAGCUGAGGUACCUAGGCCAAUGUACUGCGGGUCAGCGCGAAUAUGUCUCUAACCUAAUUUGGCACCUGCGUGGUGAUUUUGGGGGUUUUGCAACAGUGACCCCUAUAGCCUGUCGUA
Messenger RNA from Ilyonectria robusta, 977 nucleotides. RefSeq lists its product as uncharacterized. NCBI's taxonomy places the organism in Eukaryota, Fungi, Ascomycota, Sordariomycetes, Hypocreales, Nectriaceae. Bases 20 to 742 code for a protein of 240 amino acids. The transcript has 4 exons. The record is from RefSeq and is a predicted model, not a curated record.